CAGGCCAGUAUUGGAAACCGCGUCACAGCGACCAGUAUACCUAAAAACAAAAAACAAAAGAAAAACAAUCUCGAAGAAUGCAACAAAUCAGCUAGGAGAAUUGCAUCUGAGCAAGGACAGUAACUAGAAGUUAUAAGAACUCUACAGAAAUGUCGCAGGCUGCAUCUACGACUCAGAGUGCGGCAGCUGCACCGGUGGGGGGCAACAGAAGGCCCCUUCCCAACGAUGUUGUGGGCGGCGUGGGCGUCAUGGGGACCACCAUGUCAGCUCGAUACGGAGAGACGGAGUGGGAGGCCCGAGAGUCCCAAAGACAGAGGGAGCUUCAUGAAGCCCGAGCCAGGGCGGCUCAAAUGGAAAAGACCAUGAAGUGGUGGUCCGACUGCACUGCCAACUGGCGGGAGAAGUGGAGUAAGGUGCGUAACGAGCGAAACAAAGCCAGGGAAGAGUCCAAGCAGCUGAGUAUUAAGCUGGACGUCGCUAUGAAAGAUGCACAUUCCCUCAAGCGCGAGAAGAACGAUCUCGAGCUGCAGAUCACGCAGCUCAAGAAGGAAAUGGAGAAGGUGCACUCGCUAAUGAUGAAGCAUGCCGGUCAGUUCCAUCGCGCCGACACCAGUGAAGAUGCAGAGGCCAACGGCCGGGAUGCCAACUGUUCCCCGGACAUCUCGUCGGAUGGACUAAAGAACGUAAACAGCGAGGAUGGCCUGGUGAUGAAAUUGCCCGGUGAAGCCAAGGAUCAGGACAUCGAGGAGUUUGCAUUGAAGGGGGCCAUGCCCAAGCAUCUUACAGAGUUGGAUGAAGCAGCUGCUGCAGAGGAAAAGCGCUUGAUUCAGCAGCUUUCCAAAGAUGACUUUGACGAGGACUACUUGACGCAGAAGAUAUCUAUGCUGCAGUUGCGUUUGGAUGAGGCGCAGAAAACACUUCAGGCGGAGAGAGACGAGAAACUGGAACUCCACAAGAGCAUUGAGAAGCUCACCCUUGAGAUCCAGGAUGUGCGUGGGCGGCAGGAAGAGAUGCGUUCUGCAAAGCAAGAGGCAGUAAGGGAACUUCUAACCUUGCAGGAGCAACAUCGCGCCGAGAUGCGUAUCGUUAACAACUCUCUUCAAGAGGAGAUAGCCGCAAGGGAGAACCUAGAGCGACGACUCACGGAACUCCGCACUGAGCUGGAGCAUCUGCAGGCGGAGAAUGCAUCCGAGUGGGGCAAGCGGGAGCGACUGGAAUCGGAGAAACUUGCCAUGGAGCGCGAUAACAAGAAGCUGCGUGCUGAACUGAGGGACUACCAGGAACGAUCUGAUCGCAAGUGCCGCCCCAUGCAGGCGAACGACGUGGAGCUACGGGCACUCCAGCAGGAGCUCUCGGAGCGCAACAAGGAAAUCAGCGAAGUAAAGAUGUCGCACGCCAAGCUAAAAAAGCUGCUGGCAGAGACAAACACCGAGCUGGGCCAUGCCGUUCGUCGGGCGGAGCAGUACGAGGCGGAGGUCAAACGACUUCGUCAAAGGGUAGAGGAACUCAAACGAGAACUGGCUGGUGCCGAGGAUGAACUGGACUCGGCCGUGAACCAGGUGCGACGUCUGCAGCGCUCCAAUGACGAGCUGGUGGGCCAGACCGAGGGCUUGCAGGUCCAGAUACAGCAUCUCCAGAACAGACGUGCCCCGAGCCCACAGAUGAGGGGACUGGGCGGGGUGCAGUUAAGGAACAAGAUCGCUGUGGAGCUCCCCAACGACUGCUUGCCGAAUAUCAACGAUCUGCGACAGAUCUUUGAUGACUCGCAGGCAGGAUUAAGGAGCUCCCACAACGGCAGCGAUGCUGCUGUUCAUCAUGCCGCCUCCGUGAAGAGAUCCAGUCACACGGAAAGAACUCUUCUCCAGCAGCAGCAGAGCAGUGCAGCUGCAUCGGCAGCGGCGGCAGCUGCAGCAGCAGCUUUUUUUGAUGCCAAGCCCACACACCUGGAGGAGAACAUCUUCGAGUCGAAGUCGAGGAACCUGGAGUUCGAGCGGGCCAAACAGAAAUUCGAUAAUCCGCAUGGCCAGCACCAUCAUCACCAGAGGCAGCGGUCGGGGAAUGGCCGGUAUGGCAGUGCAGGAAGUGGAGCUAGUCGGGCUAAUCUCGCCCUGCCUCUGAAGGGCAUGAACAAUGGGGGUACCUCCACCUCGUCCUCCACCAAAGACGAGCUCAACCGACAGCUCUACGAGGCUCAUGAGAAGGAGCAAUCGGCUGGGGUAGGAUAUGCCAGGAAUAGUAUUAAUCUAGACGGUCUUAAGGUAUCUGAUGAUGAGACUCCGUAGCUAUGGCUCGACAAGUUUACUUCUGGACGAUGAGACCGAGGGAAACAGCGAUUGAAACAAAUCGAAUACAUUCGACAGAGAGUUAAUGGUAUUACUUAGUAUUAAUUUUAAAAAAUGCAUAAGUACUUUUAAGUUGAUAGAUCAUUAGCCCCCUUAAGGAUAUAUCAACUGGUUCCUUAGUUUUUUCUUAUAUAAGUGAAAACAUUCGUAAACAUAUUUUUAUGUACUUUUGAAAUUCUAAACUAGUGACAUAGGUUUUGUAAUAUUUUUAAACUAAUUCCCAUCAUCGAAUUAUUAAUCUGAUAAUCUUCAAUAAUAUUCCAUAUAUCGCUUUCGCUGGCCAUAUCUACAUAUAUGAGCUUAACUCGCAGAUAAUACGGUUGUAAGGAGUCAGUAUCCUUGACAAACCUCCAUCUAAAUCGGAAACCCUUGCCUUGACAAAAAACCAUCAACAGACUUAUUAAAAGAUAUACCGAAAUAUAUACGUAUUGGAAGCAUAAUGCAGGUUCGAUUUUUACAAAAUACAUAAUUAGUGCCAGAAGUCUAUAGAAAUUUGAUGAGAUUUAAAACAAAAGUCACUAUGCUGCUGAUCGAAUAACGAGUUCAUUUUCCAAAAAUCUGUUUUUUUAUGGUCUAGUCUUCUUUAGGGUUUUGUUUUUCAAGAAUUUCAGCAGCAUUAGGGACGGCCUAUACUUAUAUGCAAAAUUUACUUAUCAAUAGCAAUAUUAGUAUUUUAGUUCUUAAAUAUUUACAAUUAACCAUUCAUGACAAA
Drosophila bipectinata is the source of this 3054-nucleotide messenger RNA. RefSeq names its product coiled-coil domain-containing protein 102A. The record is from RefSeq and is a predicted model, not a curated record. Lineage: Eukaryota; Metazoa; Arthropoda; Insecta; Diptera; Drosophilidae.